ACGAAGGGGCCACGAGGGCCCCGUGGAAUUGUGCCUAGGAAAACAUGGAGUGUCCACAUCUUGCUCAAAGCGUCCAAUUCGGCGGUAACGACGUAGAAGCAAGCUGUACGAAGGAUCUACCGUUCGUCUGUGCAGUAUGCGGAACCGAGAAGAGUACUUGGUUGUGCCUCUACUGCGGAGCGGUCCACUGCGGACGAUACGUGUCCGGCCACGCGUUGCAGCAUCACGAGCAGAAUAGUCAACACUGUGUUUGCAUCGACUGCGAGAAUCUAGCAGUAUUCUGUUACAUGUGCGACGAGUACGUCGUGAACGACACGACGAAUGGCCAGAUCGAGAAGAUCCGUCGCAUCACCUUCCGGAAGGAUGAACACAAGGAAAACGAGGAGAACUGGAACACGUCACCGCCUACGACGCCGUCCUCGAGGAGAGAGAACAGCGACAACGACACCGAUGCGGACGCUCUAUGGAAAGCGGAAGUGGUCGUGCGGAACCUUCGACCGAGAACGGCGCGGAAGAGGCUACACUCGUUGGACGGCACGAGUGGGGACAAUCGGCCGGCGACCAAACGUAGAAGCUCCAAGAUAACCAAAGAGAAGAAGGUCGUCGGCCUAAGGAAUCUCGGGAACACGUGUUUCAUGAACGUCGUGUUGCAGUCGUUCAACAACAUCAGUCACUUCUGCGAGUAUCUCACGCAGAUGCCGUGUCUCGAGGGUAUACCGUUCGACGAGUCGCCGACGCACAGGGGGCGAAUUGUCACGCCUGGUCGGGCGAAAGAGCUAAGCAUGAGCGACGCCCUUCUGGCCGAGGAGCUCAGGAAGGUUCUGCUUGGCCUGAAUUUGGGCGGUUCGAACGGCCAGGCGAUCUCGCCGGAAUGUCUUUUCCUCGUAAUAUGGAAAGUCGUGCCGCGAUUUCGUGGUUACCAACAGCAAGACGCCCAUGAGUUUCUCACCUAUAUGCUGGACAGACUGCACACGGAACUGUUGCAAUUGCUGCCCCGACUGGGACACGAGCCACUCGGUCUACGUGGCAAGCAAAGCAUCGUCACAGCUGUGUUCGGGGGCACUCUUCUUAGCGUGGUCCAUUGCAUGAACUGCCGUACAGAUUCCAAGACGCACGAGCCCUUCCAGGAUCUCUCAUUGGAUAUACCGGACAGACUGCAAAGACGAACGAAAGAACAGGAAGAGGUCUGUAGUCUCACCUACAGCCUGACGAGAUUUUUCAAAGUCGAGGAGUUGGCUGAUAGCGAACUCUACUUCUGCGACAAUUGCAUGGGAAAGCAAAGGUCCACCAAGAGGUUCUGGAUACACAGGCUGCCUAAUGUGUUGUGCCUUCACAUUAAAAGAUUUAGGUGGUGCAAUUCUUAUCGUUCGAAGGUGGAUACGCAAGUGGAUUUCCCCAUGAAAUCGCUCGACAUGUCUGCAUUUACGGUACGCGGCGUCAGUGGGACGAAGUUGGGCGGGUCGAAUAGUCACCUGUACGACUUGGCUGCCGUUAUCGUGCACCAUGGUUCAGGUGCCGGAACUGGACACUACACUGCCUUCGCCGUUCACGACGGACAAUGGUUUCACUUUAACGAUAGCUCAGUACGACCAGCGACCACGGACGCAGUCGCCAAAUGUAAACCUUAUAUUCUGUUCUACGUGCGGAAAGAGUUCUCCAUUCCACCCCCUUUGUGACGUCGUUUCCCCGGCCAAUCCCGUCCCGACGGCGCGAGCUUCGACGACGACGACGACGACGACGACGACCAAACGAAUAAGAAGUAAGCGAAAUUCGACUGCGAAGCUGAGGCGGUGCAUACACAGUAAACGGCCAAAAACAGAAGAAUCACAAGACUCACGCUGUUUCAAGGUUUCUAAAAGAGGAACGGGGAGAUCUUCGCCCACUUUCCUACCCCUCCCGCAAAAAAGAAUCAUCGUUUAGCAUGGUUAAGUAGUUUACUCUCAUACAGAAGUUCUAUCGCGUACCCAAUUGAGCCAUAAAGCAUGAAUUUCGCCAAUCAGUUCUCUGUCGGAGGUUCAAUUUCGACAUCGCUCGACAUCGUAGAGCAACUUGCCACAUACGUGUGAAAGCCAUUGGCACGAUGCACGAGCGUGACAGCCGAAAACCGAUCCGAGUCCACUUCUCCCCCGUCCCCUCCCACCCCCGUCGUUCGAAGCGAAACAAAGCCUUUAUUGUCCGCGAAUGGGCGACUAGUAAUUUCAUUUAAUAUUCCAUCCUAUUGAUUUUACACCCCCGUAACUUACGAGAGCUUACCCGGUCUCCUGGUAAAUUCGAAUGCAGCCCCUUCCAUGGUAGGCAAAAACACAAUUAGCUCGUGAUGAAUACCGAUCGACCGUUUCCGUGAACAUGUAGGGGCAUAAACCACGGGGCCGAGCUUCCUUUCCUUUUUUAGAAACGGAGGAGAGAAGAAAAGAAAAAUGAGUAACUCGAGGCGUAUCGCGGAAACGCGUUGCCUUUAGCGUUGGAUUUUCUUUGUGCUCCUUUUCGCCGGUGGUCGUUGACCACCUACUCCCUUCGGCGAAUCGAUUGAACCUCCUCCCGGCCGUGUAGCGGAAUAACUCGUAACGCGUAACCUCGUCUAGUUUUAACGCGAAAACGACUGGUCUUCUCGGUAGAUAGAUUUUUUCUAGGCUUAGCGCGGCAUCGUUGUUUCGAGGGAGCUGAUGAACGAAAAGAUACCAUGUAUGUAGAGCCAGCCCGAUUCUGUUUGUUCCGAAAGAGAACGAAAGAAACAAUGCGGAAAUGUGUGACCCUCAUCGUAAAACUUGGGAUACUUAAACAAGAAAGAGAGGAAAUAGUACCGAGAUGUAUUACACCUAUCACGGAAAUCCACGUCUCACAUUAACGCAGGAUCAUUUACAUGGUGUGUGUGUGUGUGUGUGUGUGUGUGUCGGCAAUAUACACGUAUGCAUGCAUGUAAUAUGUAUAGAAACACGUUCUCUCUUUUUCCGCUCCCCCCUCCCUUCCCUUCCCCUGCCCACGAUCCCUCACUUAACCCACGGUUCUCGAAGGCUCGACGACUCUUAUGUGAUUAUUUAAAGACUUAUUUUUUCUAUAAUGGUAAACGAUAAUAACGACGAUAAGUUAACAAAGCGUAGCGAAGAAACGUUUUAUUAAGGCGAUAAACACUCGAUAAUGCGCAUCUUCGGCAAAAGACUCACUCGUAUGACGAAUAAGACAAAAAAAAAAUGAUGGAAGUAAGCGUGUAACACUAUUAUUGAGAAUAAGUGAGAAUAUGUACGAACGACGUAUAAAUAAAGAACACGAAC
Molecule: messenger RNA, 3269 nt
Organism: Dufourea novaeangliae
Lineage: Eukaryota; Metazoa; Arthropoda; Insecta; Hymenoptera; Halictidae
Product: ubiquitin carboxyl-terminal hydrolase 3-like
Exons: 6
Coding region: 45-1676 (543 amino acids)
Biological process (GO): protein deubiquitination
Cellular component (GO): cytoplasm
Molecular function (GO): cysteine-type deubiquitinase activity; zinc ion binding
Source: RefSeq, a predicted model, not a curated record